This is a messenger RNA of Moneuplotes crassus, 1905 nucleotides long. Lineage: Eukaryota; Ciliophora; Spirotrichea; Euplotida; Euplotidae. The record is from the annotation of a GenBank genome assembly.
UAUAAAUGGAAGCUUCUUUCUGGGUCUAUAUAGUCCUGGUUGCAGUCAUUGCAGUCCUCACUCUCCUCAUGGAGCUCAGAUACAUGAGGAAAAAAGCCCCAAUUUUGGUAUAUUUUACUGUGUACAUCGGCUGGCUGCUUGGCUUUAUCAUUGUAGCCACAUUGCCAUUCGAUAUAUACACCUCUUCUAAUUACGACAAGGUGAACCCUACUGAGGAGAUGACGUUCAUCAGAAAUUUUAUGAAAUGGAACUGGAAAAUCCUGUAUGCUCUUACAUCAUCACUGACAUGGAUAAUCUUCCCAAUCCAGAUGGUCUAUGUGGUCAGAGGAGAGUUUUCAAGGUUAAAAAGAAUUCUUAAAACUCUUUUAGCCAACCUGAUUAGUUACUGUAUCUUCAUUGCUCUCGGCAUUGGACUCUUGCUAGCCAUCUACUUCUUGGUGAACAAUCACAAGGCAAAGAAGGACAGAGUGGGCAUCUUUGACGUGGUCUAUGUCCUAACCACAGUUUAUGGCCUUUUCCUCAUUGUAUUCCUGAUGUCAUACGGGAUGGUGGCCUUACCAAAAUCUCUCUGGCAAAGGAGUGAUUAUCAAGAUCAGAUUAAAAAGAAGUUGUGAAAAGUGAGUGUUAUCGAGGAAAAGCUCAAUGAUCUAAGGAUUGACCUCACCAAUAACAUCUCUGCAUUGGAGAAUCUUAAUGCUGGAGCUGACAUGCAGCCUUACUUGUCGAUCAUUAAGAAUGAAAUUCAAGAUUUUAAAGAAAGAAAUCCAAAAUUUGAGGAAGAAUGAAACUCUUUCGGACACCUAACAGAUGGUGGUGAUGGCUGUACAGGCAGCGACAUUGAUGUCCAUGAUGUUACUCUUUCCAAACUAGAAGGAUAUAGAUCUAAAUACAAAAUAGAGUUUGGAGACUACGAACGAAUUCAUGCUAUGCUUGAGUUCAACAUUAGACAAGUAAUGGUUCUCCAAUCUUAUAUUAACGCGAAGGAGUCCCCUAAUCUUAGAAGGACGGGGCUUAAAGGAUGUAGAAAGAUGAAAUAUUUCUAUUACAUCCAUGCUCAUCCAAUCCUGCUAAAGGUAUUCUGUGUUAUUUGUGCUAUUUUCUCAGUUGUAUUGCUUUACACAGAGUUGACAAAUUUCAUUAAAAUAGAUAUCUCUACGUUCAGUUGGAUAGUAAAUGGUCAUUUUAAUUUCACAGCAACAUUUAUUCUUCUUUUCGUCCCAUUAUCGUACAUGCUUGCAUGCACAUAUUUCGGAUUCUUCAGUGUGAAGUUGGCAAGUUGGUACGAGCUGUAUAAAAACCAUUCAGAUCCGGUAUCGAUGAUCUGGAGUGGAACGAUGCUAGCAAGGAUGAUCUACCCAAUGAGCUACAACUUCAUCACCCUUGUGCGUGCGAAAAACACAGCUUACAGCGAGGUGCUGACCAUUUUAGAAGACUUCACCAUUCUUGGAAGAGGCAUGAAUCAAUACUUCUUCCCAGUGGUGCUGGUGGUAUUCUUUUUGAUGAACCUGUUCAAUAUUUGGAGUAAGUUGUUCAAUUGUCUUGGCCUCAAUCAGUUCUCCUUCGACAAACUCGAAGCAGAAUCUAGAAUACAGGAAGGAAGAAUCUCAGUUGAUCAGAGAAGGAAAGAACUGUACGAGAUGGGAGAGAUCGACGAUGUCUUCCUUAGGAGCUCUAUGUCUAGUGACAGCGAGCCAGAGAAUGGCAUGAUCGGCCAGAAAUACUCAAUUAAUAGCGGAGUUCCAGGUGCUAUCUCCCCGAUGAAGAAAAGAGACAAAGGCAAUGACUCUAAGAAAGGUAAAGUUCUGGCAGUCAGCGACUCAGAUGACGGCAGUCAAACAGAUGAAGAGAUAGGCAAGAAGGUGAUCAAUUUCAACGGCAAGGUCAAGUUCAAAUCUGUAGAUUAAU